AUGGCAGAAGGAAAAGGAAGAGUUUGUGUAACAGGAGGUACAGGUUUUAUUGGUUCAUGGAUUAUCAAGACACUUCUUGAAGAUGGUUACACUGUUAAUACCACUGUUAGAGCUGAUCCAGAGAAAAAGAGAGAUCUUAGCUUUCUCACAAAUCUUCCGGGUGCAUCUGAAAAACUAAAAUUUUUCAAUGCUGAUCUUAGCAAUCCAGAAAGUUUUAGUGCAGCCAUUGAAGGUUGUGUUGGAAUAUUCCACACUGCCACUCCAAUUGAUUUUGAAGUGAAUGAACCGGAGGAAAUAGUGACAAAAAGAACCAUUGAUGGAGCAUUAGGAAUUCUAAAAGCAUGCAAAAAUUCAAAGACAGUAAAGAGAGUUAUUUACACUUCAAGUGCUUCAGCAGUUUUUCAUCAAGAGAAAGAAGAAGAUGUAAUGGAUGAAUGUUAUUGGAGUGAUGUGAAUAUUCUAAGAAAUCUGAAGCCAUUUGCUUGGUCAUAUUCAGUUUCCAAGACACUGGCUGAGAAAGCUGUUCUUGAAUUUGGACAACAACAUGGUUUGGAUAUUGUCACUCUUAUUCCAUCUUUUGUUGUUGGACCCUUCAUUUGCCCUAAGCUUCCUGGUUCUGUUUAUGGUUCACUGCCUUUCUUAUUUGGUGAUAUUGACCAGAAUCCAUUGAUUGCAUCUCGUAUACAUAUGGUGCAUGUUGAUGACGUGGCACGAGCUCAUAUAUUCUUACUUGAACAUCCUAAUCCAAAAGGAAGAUAUAAUUGUUCACCAUUUAUUAUAACUUUUGAUGAAAUAAUUGACAUUAUUUCUUCAAAAUAUUCUGAAUUUCAAAUUCCAAAAUCCAAAGUGCUUAUGGGAGCUAAAGGUCCAAAGCUUCCACAUUUAACCUCAGAGAAAAUUAUGAAUGCUGGAUUUGAGUUCAAGUAUAACAUUGAAAAAAUGUUUGAGGAUACAAUUGAAUGUUGCAAGGAGAAGGGUUAUCUUUAA
Messenger RNA from Vicia faba (fava bean), 987 nucleotides. Lineage: Eukaryota; Viridiplantae; Streptophyta; Magnoliopsida; Fabales; Fabaceae. The record is from the annotation of a GenBank genome assembly.